Molecule: messenger RNA, 2737 nt
Organism: Dendrobium catenatum
Lineage: Eukaryota; Viridiplantae; Streptophyta; Magnoliopsida; Asparagales; Orchidaceae
Product: cation/H(+) antiporter 15-like
Exons: 4
Coding region: 1-2400 (799 amino acids)
Biological process (GO): proton transmembrane transport; regulation of pH
Cellular component (GO): membrane; endomembrane system
Molecular function (GO): antiporter activity
Source: RefSeq, a predicted model, not a curated record
AUGGAUGACAUCAACUUGAGUGCUCCUUCUCUAAUGGAUAUUUGGUCGAAAAGAGUCUACAAGAAUGCAACCGAUGGCUCCUUCGAUCUACCAGACUUGGAUUUCGCAGAUGUUUCGAUAAUAUGCUUGGAUCUCAGUGAUGAGCGCAGUUCAAUAAUUUACUCAUUCGAAGCAUAUUUGGACAACCCCUUCACCUUCUCCCUCCCCACCGUUGUGUUGCAAAUAGUCCUUAUCACGAUCAUGUCUCGUGUCAUUUACUACAUCCUUCGUCCCAUCAAGCAGCCUCGUGUCGUCUGUGACAUUAUAGCCGGGAUCCUCCUAAGCCCCAGCCUCAUCGACCUCAUAUUCCCAGAGUACCUGUACAUCAUGUACCCCGACAAUGAAAUGCACAUCAGCCGAACCUUAGCCGCCUUCGGCCUCAUGUUCUACCUCUUCCUGAUCGGCGUCAAAAUGGAUCCCAAAAUCGUAUUAAAAUCCGGUAAAAAGGCCAUCUUUAUUGGAUUAUUCAGCUCACUCAUCCCUUUCAGCCUAGUCGGCACCGCCACUUACUUCUUCCGCACGUCCAUCGACGUCGGCAUCGCCCGCGGCAAAUUUCUCAUAUUCCUUGUCGCCGCCCUAACCAUCACCGCCUUCCCCGUCGUCUCCGACAUCCUCACCGAACUGAACCUCCUCAACUCCGAGCUCGGUCGCCUCGCAAUGUCCGUCUCGAUGGUCCACGGCAUCUUGGGGUGGUUCUUCAUGGCGCUUUUCACGGCGUUGAACCAAAGCCAGGGCGGCCUGAGCAAAGCCGCCAGGGCGUUGGGGUCAGUACUGCUUAUGGUGUGCGUUAUCGUGUUCUGUUUCCGGCCGUGGAUGCUUUGGGUCGCGCGGCGGACGCCGAAGGGCGGGAGAGUGAGCAGCCUGCAGCUGCAUGCGAUCGUGGUUAGCGUGAUCGUGAUGGGCCUGGUGAGCGAGAUGACGGGGGCGUCAUUUGCCGACGGGCCGUUGAUAAUGGGGUUAAUGGUGCCGGAUGGUCCGCCAUUGGGGACUGAUUUGGUGGAGAGGAUUGGGAAUAUGGCGAAUGAGGUGAUAAUGCCGCUUGUGUUUACAGCGGCGGGAGCGGUCAUGACGCCGUUGGUGGUGUUGCAUUUGAGGAGGUGGAUGGUGUUGAUUAUGCUGGUUUUAAUGGCGUAUGGGUCAAAGUUGCUAGCGACUAUCGGGCCGGCGAUGUACUGCAAGAUUUCCUUUCGGAAGGCGUUUAUAUUGGGGCUUAUGAUGAAUUUUCAGGGCGUGAUAGAGUUGAUUACUUACAUGAAUUUCCAGAAUGGAUCUCUGCUGGACGACGAGAGCUACACGUUGCUGGUAUUCACCAUCAUCGUCAUCACCUCCGUCGCUACUCCGCUCGUAAAACAUCUGUACAACCCCCUCGGCCACGAUCUCGUCGGCAGAAGAGACAUUCAGCACCUCAGACCCGACGCAGAGAUCCGCAUCUUAGCUUGCCUGCUCAACGAGGACCACAUUCCCAGCAUAUUAGGCCUCCUCGAAGCCGCAAGCCCGACGACUCCGAUCUGCGUCUACGUUCUCCACCUCGUAGAGCUGACCGGUCGAGCUAACUCCACUCUCAUAGCCCACAAGAACAAGAAGGGCUUCAUCAAUCCCAGCAACAUGGACCGCCUCCACAACGCCUUCAUCCACUAUGAGCAGAACAAGCAGGGGAUCGUCGCCGUCCAGCCCUUCACAACCAUCGCGCCUUUCAAGACCAUGCAUCAGGACAUUUGCUCGCUUGCCGGCGAUAAAAGCGCCGCUAUCAUCAUCCUCCCUUUGCCUGGCAAGGAUGCCUCCGGCGGCUUCAGUGAACAGGACCAGGCCUUCCGGACCAACAUCCCCCAUAUCCUUUCAAAGGCGCCAUGCUCGGUGGGGCUUCUGGUGCACAUGGGCCUGACCGUCACAGUGCUUUCUACGCCGGCGAACUUCCAGCAUCACAUCGGACUACUCUUCUGGGGUGGACCGGAUGACCGCGAGUCUCUUUCCUACGCGGCGCGCAUGGCGCGACACACCGGCGUAACUCUAACGGUCACCAGGUUCUUCUCAUCCAGCUCCAUGAGUUCGAAUGAAAAAGAGGCGCAGAUGGACAACGAGGUAAUCGAGACUUUUCGGAAGGAGAACUCCGACAAUCUACGCGCCUCUAUGAAUGAGGUCUUCGUGAACGAUAUGGAGCAGACAAUAUCGGCUAUCCGCAACUUCAGCCGCGUAGGCUACGACCUCAUCAUGGUCGGUCGCCGGCUUUCAUGGAAUUCGAUACUUAAUGAUGAGCUGGAGGAGUGGAGCGAGUUCCCGGAGCUGGGGGUUGUCGGUGACAUCAUCGCAUCGUCGGAUUUUGAGUCGGAGUUUUUGAUUCUCGUCGUGCAACAGGGGCCGUGAUUCCGCGAACGCUUUUUGGAUUGGCAAGACAAUACAGUGCGGUGAGACUCUCCUGUUGGAGGAAUUAUUCUUUUGCGGAGGUCGAAUACCGUCUAAAGAUCAAUCAGAAUGAACAAUAUCAUCCUCUACUCAGUAUCCAGCUCGGUACUGCGGCUCGGUACUGCUCGGUACCCAGCUCGGCAUUGCUGACGUGAUGCAUUUUGAUUGAUCUGCGAAAGAUAAACUCUUUUCGACGUCGGCUUAGAAUAAUUUCUCCCCUAGUUGAGAUCUCUUCACAAUUGUGCUUUGCUUUUGACUAUUUAGAUAUUGGUUAUAAAUUAUUAUGGCCAAAUUAUAA